GUUCGAUGUGUGGUUUCCGCAGAACUACUACCUAUUCUUGAUCGUACAAACAGCUUACAAUAAAAUUAAUUCAUAAUGAUAGAGGUUUAUAAAAAUUAUGUUUCAUUAUAAUGUAGUGAUGAUAGUGGUGUGUUGUUACGCGGUGCAAACUUAAUAAAGGAAUUAUAAUUAUAUUAGCUCAUAAUGAACUGUCAUCAAGUACUCAGUGGUGCCUGUAAUUCAGGAGAUCAAUGUUUUGCUGUUGGUUCUGUUGAAGGAAUACCUUUUACAGCAUAUGCAGCAGGAUGUAAUAUAGUAAUAUUGGCAUCAAAUUUUGAACGUGUGCAAAUAAUACCUGGUGCCAUACAUGGCUAUAUACGUAUCAGCUCUUUGGACUGUAGCACAGACACUGGUAAAAUAGCAGCGGCAUAUGGAGCAGAAGUGUGUAUAUUUGAACCUACACCAUUGAUACACACUGCGUCUACCACUCAUGGUUUGGAAUACCGAUGGGUGCAAACAGGCAAAUUAGUAGCGGAUGGUCCCAUAACAGCAUUAUCUUGGAAUCUAGAGGGUACGAGAUUACUGACUGGAGGUAGAAUAUUACAACUGUGGCACCAAGCAUCACUAUACCAAGAUGACAGUCAGCCAAGUUCCGGUGUCACAUUCCAAAUCGGCGGUGACAAAGACGACAAACCGAAACAAGCUGAAGAGGAAGAGCCUGGUUGGUUAUGUGUAUGGCAAUGUCACACGGCCACGCCGGCGCACCACCUCGCCUUCAGCCCGGAUGGUGUGCUGUUCGCUACAUCUGGCAUCAAUGAUAGACUCGUCAAGAUUUGGUAUCAAAAUAAAGUACUGGUGCAAGCCCACGGAGAGCACUCACCGUCCGAGUUAAACUACACGUUUAUAUACGUGGCGCAUCCACGGGCCGUCACGCAUCUCUCGUGGCGGAAGACUAGCAAAUAUAUGCCAAAGGGCAGCGUCGGCAACGUGCUAGUGACGUCAUGCGUGGACAACAUCUGCCGCGUGUGGGCGGAGACACUAUUGCCGGAGGACGAGUGGGGCGGCUCGGUGACUGCACACUCUCGGUCCCCGCCGCGCAGGCAGCGCGCGACGCACCGCCACAAGCAUCGGUUCAUGCAGCGCUUGAAGCAUAUGAAAACGUGUUUCCAUAUCCGACGUAACGCACAGUCGUCGAAGCAGCCGAGCGCGCCUAUCCCAACACUGCCUUCCACCUACAGUGCUCACGAUUUCCACAACCCCUAUCACUCUACUUCAUAUACGGGUGGUCUUCAUUUCCAUCUAGCAGCAUCAAUAAACGCUGAGACGGAUAUACCGCUAGUGCCGUCUCUGUCUGGAGGUGGUCGCUUCAUCCUGCAUUGGCUACAUAACAAAGAAAUGCACUUUACAAGUCAAGCGGAAGCUAUACUACAUGAUUUAACUAAAAAAAUUCUAGAUAAAGAAGAAACAGAAGAAGGUGGUUCCGGAUCAGAUCAUACCGCACAUCACGAUGGCGAACAUGAAAGAAAUAGACGGCCGAGCCAUCACUUGACUAAAGUACUAUCUGAGGACAGCAAUAGCGAUGAGAAUCCAGGUAACGGUAACCAUAGCCAUCCAAGCCUGUCAAACACGACGUCCAUAAACUCGAUCGCAACUGACGUCACGUGCACGCACUUGCCGGACUCGCUCGACGCAAAGAUAGAAGGGCUAUUGCGAGAUUGGCACCAGAGUCCCGAUCUGCUGUUCUCUAUACACCCUGUUGAUGGCAGUUUUCUUAUAUGGGUGUGCGAGUGGCUGGACGAGCUGCAAGCGGGCGCGAUCCGGCAGGCACAAGUGUCGUUCUCCGCGCGCAUCCCGUCCGCGUUCCCGCUGGGCGACGCGACCACCAUGUGCACGCCGGCCGCGCUCUACCACGCGGCCGCGCAGCCGCUGUACGUGCGCCACCGGACCAAGCCGGUCACUGCGGGUCCACUGCAACCCGAAACAGUAACAACCCCAUUAGAAAGUGUUCAAGAAGAAAAAGAAGAGACCGAAUGGCCACAGACCGCAGAACAACAAGCAGAAAAUCGGGAAAAUGGAGAGGGAGAAGAAAACGACACUGAUAUGAAACGCAAAACAAGUAUUACAACAGAAGACUUGGAGAACCAGGACUCCGACGUAUUAGAGUCGGCACCUGUCAUUUCAAUGGUCACAAACCAUACCAAUGGCACGCUAAAUCUCUGGCAGUUGACUUUCGAUGAUAAAUCCAAGUUCUCUCAGGUCCUCUCAAUAGGCCACGCUUCAAGAGCGUCAGGACAUCGGUUUAGAGUCAACGAUAUAACAUGCCAUCCAGUAUUACCGCUAUUACUAACAACUAGUCACCACAAUAUAUCUGACGAAGCACGUGAAACGGCACCCACACCAGAUCAACUAGCGGCGGGUGGACUAUGUUCUGAACUAAUAAUGUGGCGCGUGGAAUGCGUGGGUCCGCUCGGCAAGUCUGGUGGUGUGGCCGAACUGGCGCGAGUCAACUCGCCGCAUCUCUCCGCGUUCAGUAAUGUGGCUUGGCUGCCUACCUUACUGCCCAGCACUACACUAGGAAAUCUCUCCAAUUCUCCAUCAGCGUGUUUUGUUGCGAGUGACGGAGAGAGCUUACGACUGUUUCAAGCAGUUAUCGAUGCUCGCACGUUGUUAGCAGAAAUAGCAUCGUCAGAACGACGUCAUAAAGAUGUAAUGCACGACACAAUGUCAAUGUCAUCGGACUCUACAAUAGAAGAAGGGGGUGGAGUUCCCCUCCACGAUCGGUUUAAGAUCGUAUCCCAACAGUCCACCGCACGGCCGGGAGCGAUCAUACAGUUGCACGCUAUAGCGGACGCGACGCAUGACUGGCAUAAUACGCAACUAUUGCACGUGUUUCAAGAGCAAUUGAUUACGGGUGAAAGAACAUCAACCGACACGGAAAGCGCGGACUCCGGUGUGGAAGGAUCAGACGUGAACACAAUAACGGAAGCUGGUCUCGAAGCAAUAGUUGAUCUACGUAAAGCGGCAGUUUUCAAUGAGCCCUUCUAUAUCGUGGUGCUAGAGAGAACCGAUGGAGGCUCUACUGUGCAUAUGUGGCGGCUUACUGUAUCUUCGCAAGCGGAUCCUAAUGAUGAUAUGACGAACAGCAUGAUGUACGUACCGGAUAGUGCUUUGGUACAAGAAGAUGAAGGGGGAGAGUCUCGAAAGAAUUCAGUGUCUGUUGAUGCUGACCAACCAACGCCUACACAGCAUUAUCAUUCACAUCUUGCAAUUACUACUAAAAAGGUCUGUGAAUGUCCGCUAUCACUACCGGAAGGUGUGGAUGUCAUCCACGCUACUCCAGCGGCAGGUCACUUGAGCUCAGCUUCUAUAUAUCCAGCUUGUCUUGCACCAUACAUACUUGCUACCGCCUGUUCGGAUAGCACACUCAGAUUUUGGAAGUGCAACGUCACUAAAAAAGAUGACGAUUUUGAGUAUACGUGGAAGGAAUGGGAAAUGAUGAACAAAGACCAAGAAUCGACUAUAGACAUUCCAGGCCAACCACUGCAUAUAAGCGCCGCGUACUCCGGACGUAUCGCGUGCGCAUAUAAGUGCGGACGCUCGUUCACGCGUCCAAAAACCCUCUCAACCACCAAUCCUAACAACCCUGACGCACGUUUUGUCAACCUAUGCGUUUGCGUGUACGAAUGCGAGAGUACUGGCGGUGCUGAAUGGCUCCUAGAAGACACGAUACCUUUGAGAAACGUGAGCCUCCCGCGUGUGGGAGUGUGCACGGACACACAGAUCGAUCUCUCUUACUUGCACGAUACGACGUUCAUGCAGAAGAAACAGAGGAUUAAUCAGGUACUCCAAACGUUGUCUUCCGACGAGAGCCGUAACAACCGUAACGGAGAAGCGGACCCGGGCAAAGCUGCCGGUCUACUCGCUGUGCCAUCCUUCAGUACUCUCCAAUCUCUGCGCAGAAGCAUCAUGGAGAACGGCAACACUUGCCCCCUUACACAGAAACAUUUGGUACAACUGGACUGGGUGUCGAAGGAAGACGGGUCUCAUAUACUGACGGUUGCUGUGGGAUCCAGAGUAUUGCUGUUCACUCCGGUGUCUAGUGAUUUGGCGCAAGCUAAUAUUAAGGCUAUGAAAGAAUCGAUAAACAACAACCGACCCAUACUUCGCAAAGCUUCAUCGCUAGCAGCGCCGCUAUUCGUCGAAGAGAUCCGUUGGAUGCAGUUACGAAGAAUCGAGCUCAAAACAGCUGAUGGACUUCCCCCACUACCAAUGCAGAUAUCGUGGGUUCGAGACGGUAUACUCGUUGUGGGCAUGGACUCAGAAAUGCACGUCUACUCGCAGUGGAAGCCGGAGAAUCAACAGAUCACUUCUGGACAGAUGAGUGGACAGGAGGUAGAAGAGGGCGGGGAAUCUCGUGCCCUCCGUGACUCAGACUUGCGUGUAUCAGCGCCGCACUUGCAGCGUGUGUCGUCUAUCAACUUGCAGCUGCUUGAGAGAGACGCGAGACGGAGGAAUAAAGCGCAACCGGAUCAGCCACAACCAUUAUUGGACUACAUGCCGGACUUCGGGUUGUUUGAAGCAUCACAGAUGGCAUGUCCAGUGUUGCCGCAAUAUCAUCCUAAACAACUGAUGGAGUUGCUCAACAGUGGCAAAAUACGAUGGGUUAAAGCUAUUUUAGCGCAUUUGGUUCGGUGUAUUGGUGGAACUUACACAAACCGAAGUUCCCAAGGUGACGAAGAUAGUAUAUCAAGACAGCGCGGCUGGUCGCGGUCCCGCACGCUGUCCGUGUCGUUCGCUGCGGGCGCCGCAUCGCCGCUUGACGGCGUCGCACAGAUAACAGAAGAUGUUCAGUUGGAUUACGCGGAAUUGACUUCAGUGCCUCCUCUACCUCUAUGGACAUUACUUGUCGCUGACAAGGAGUCCUCUCAUCAUCCGUCCACUAUUCAAGAAGCUAAGGAUUACAAUGAACUAUUCGAAGGAACAAUGGAAGUUGAAGAGGACUUGGAUGCUUUGCUCUUGGAAGAAGAAGACGGCGUUGACCGCAGGCCUUCUAUGCCAGAACGUCAACCGUUAUCUCAUUUUGGCCCCAGACAAGGUCGCAUCCUUUCUCGCGUUUUAACACACACACAUUUGCCGGGUCUUAGCUCACUCGAUCAAAUGCACUUAUUGGCGUUAGCCGAUACAGUGUCAACUUGCGAUGCGGACUUCACAGAGAGAUUGACGAAAAAUGCAAUGGUUGACGUUGCUCAAGGGGCAGGACAGGAAAUAUUACCGGACUCGCUCGACGACUGUGGCCUCCGGUUCCUUCUAGCUAUGAAGCACUAUGGCUAUUUACUCCGUUGUCUGCCGCUAGCUCAACGUGCUUCGUUACAAAGAACCGGUGUUGGCACUUGUAACCUCGUGUGGGCUUUCCACUCUGAGUCGCACGAACAGUUGCUGGGGUUAGUGCCAGGGUAUACGAAGGGACAGCCCAAAUGGAGCACUAUGAGGGAAUUGGGUGUGGGUUGGUGGAUAAGAGGUGAUUUACUGCGGAUAUGUGUUGAGAAGUUAGCUCGCGCCUCCUACAUGGCGAAGCAAGAUCCAAUGGAUGCCGCCUUAUAUUAUUUGGCUAUGAAAAAGAAAACUUUGCUGUGGGGUCUGUUCAGAUCUAAUCAUCACGAUAAGAUGACUGCAUUCUUUUCGAAUGACUUUGGUGAAGAUCGUUGGAGAAAAGCAGCAUUAAAGAAUGCUUUUGUGCUUCUUGGAAAACAGAGAUUUGAGCAUGCUGCAGCAUUCUUUUUGUUGGGAGGUGCUUUGAAAGACGCGUUAGAGGUACUAAUAACCCGUUUAGGAGAUCUACAAUUAGCGAUGGUUGUAGCCAGGUUAUAUGAAUCAGACACCACAUUGCCACCGAGCUUAAGAAAGCUGCUCAUGGAUGAAAUAUUAGGUGGUGAGACAGAAGACGGAGAAAUGGAUCUAGAGCACGCGCACCCAGAUCCGUUCGUUCGAUCCAUGGCGUUAUGGGAACUGAAACAAUAUGGCGCCGCGUUAGAUACGUUAUUAACGCCCGCGGGCAGAUUGCACGCAGCGAGAGAUAAUGAGCCGCAACCAAGUGUGUUCAACUUCUACGUGUAUCUGCGGACGCAUCCGAGGCUGAAACGGCAUAAUAUGCCUAGUCAGGGUGCUACUCUAGCUUUACUAAACCAAGAGCCAGACGAAGGUAUAACUCGAUUAGAGCGGCGGCUAUACUUCCAAACCGCGCACGGGCACUUCAAAGCGGGCUGUCCCGCGCUAGCUCUGGAAGUGCUCUCGAAGCUUCCAGCGCGAGUGAGAGAUGAGAAACCGAAGACCGUGGUGCCGGAACAUAAUCAAGUGGUCAUUCAUACAGGGCAAUUGGAUGAUUCGACGAAAAAAGAAGAAACCACAGUCGAUUGGGCUGCGCCUUCAGUAGACUGGAGCGCUCCAGUAAGCGUACCGAAAACGGAAGAGUUGGAUCUCGACUGGGGUGCUCCCGUUUCCACUGCUAAGAAUGAUGAGUUGGUGCUCACGUGGGAUGAUGAUGAUAAUAAAUCCGACGCAUCUGGCACGUCGACGCCGCCACUAGAAAUGAAAAUAAAUAAAACAGAAGAAGAACCGGUUGCCAACGGGGUGUCCGAACCAGAAAAGGACGAUACACCGACCGUUGAUAUCAUGGCACAGCAGCUCAAGUUUGUUGCGUGCCUUAAAAUAUUGAUGGAAGAGCUGAGCACGCUUGCUACUGGAUUUGAAGUGGACGGUGGUCAUCUCCGUUACCAGCUAUACAUCUGGUUGGAACGUGAAGUGGAAGCGCUCCGGCGUCUCUGCGGCUAUGUAGCGACGCCGCCCGCGGGAGAACUGCUAUGUGCUGAUCCAGAACAAACUCCACUGCCAGACAAACCGACACUGCAUCAACUGCUUGUGCGGGAAAAGGCAGACUUUGAAGCGAAAGUGCAGCGGGCGGUUAGGAGGAAGAAGUGGCUCAAAGCGAAUGAGACUCUACUCCGAACGCUACUAUCCUACUGCUCACUCCACGGUGCUGGCGGAGGUGGUCUAGCAUCAGUCCGUAUGGAGCUAGUAUUGCUAUUACAAGAACUGGGUCAGGAUAAGCAGCAUCAGCAGUUACUAUCACCUCUGCCGUUCCCCACCACGCUGCCGUUGCUGGCCGCUGCUGUGGCAGCUAAUAACACGGUUGUUGCUGAUCCUGUGAGACACUUGCAGUCUGUAGCACACGACAUGCUAGGCACGAUCGGCGAGCUAGGAGUCCCGGGUGGUUCGGCCACUCGCCUCUUACACACAUUACGAGAACUGGCCGUGGCUCUGUCCGCUUGUAUCUAUCAAAGCCUGUGCGAUUCGGAUACGUUCAGCUUGAAACACCCGCAGCAUCAUGAUGGAAUUAUUGCUGAAACGCCGGGUACAUCAAAUUUACUUGUCAGAGCGAGACGAUUUUCAACAGAAGAACUCGCAGUUACUACUCCUUCCAAUAAAUGGCCUGGUGUAUCAGCGCUCCGCGGGCUAGCUUUACGAGCGGCAGAAGAAGAAGACGCUCCCCGCUUACCCGUGCUGCUCGCUGAAGCGUUCUGUGCGGUGUACCUGGCUCUGCUCGGCUGGGCUCUAGCAGCCAGAGAUGCGCAUCUACUGUACAGGCUCGCUGCACACAAUAUGGAGACCAAAGUGCACGCUAAGCUGUUUGGUGGAGGGGUUAGGCGUUUGCUCACUACGGCGCCCGCUCCGCCUCAGCCAAAACUAGUAGAGCGCACGGAAGGCACGUCAGUGUGGUCAUCUCUACGCGAGAAGCGCGCGUUACUACACAUGCGUCUAUUGGGUCUGGGACCGACCGCACCGCACGCGAACAUACAAGAGGGUCGACCCACGUAUAGGGAACAGUUUGUGUCGCCGCAGUGCAGUAUACUCACUUUCUUGCUUACUAAGCCAUCGGCUGAACAAGACCCAGACAAUAAUGAUUACGAUUCCGCCGAGUCCGGUGAUGAAGAUGAACACGAGAGUGAAAGCGAAGCGGAAGACGAUAUCUUUGAUACGUCCACUACCAAACCGACAAAAAACCGCGGCAGCAACAGCGAGCACUCGGACCCGGAGUCGUACUCGUGGUACGUGAUGCGUGUCGGCGUGCUGCGCCUCGCACAGACCAAGCUGCAGCACUUCCUGCAGCAGUGCGGCAUUGAGAUGUCCGAGCUAGCGACCACAAGCCCUACAAUACACGCGGCACUGCGGCGUGUAGAACAGUGGCAGCAGCAGCUCAGCGAAACGCUGGAGUCACGAGCCGCUCCGCAGGACUACAUACCGGGCUGCUUCCCCGACCAGAUCACUAGCGGACCGCCUAUUAAUAAGUACAGAUGUCUCCUAGAAAAACACAACACACCAUUCAAUGCGUCCAUGUAUAGUUCUGCACCUGCCAGACGUCUAUGGAAUUACCUCGUACGUCAGGAGCAAAUUCAGGACAUAUUCAUCCGCGCGGUGUUCUCCCGGCGACGCACGCAGUCAACGUGCGAGCCCGCAGCAGAUGGACGCACGGUGACGCGACAUGAUGACGAGCUGCACAGCCCUGUACGCAUCAUACACAAGGAGCAGGAUUCGAUUGCCGCUUUCUGUCUUAAUAAGGUGGGAGGGGGUCUGCUGGCAGUGGCGACAGCUCGCGAGGUCCAAGAGAUGGACGUGUCGCUGCUGCUGCGCGGCGGCGCGUGCUGGGCGGAGGAGUGCGAGGUGGACCUGCUCGCGCUCGCCAGCGACCCCGCCGCGCUGCCCGACACCGGCUUCCUGCUCAUACAGCACCACGACAAGGGCAACAGCGGCUCAGUACCGGGCACGGGCAACACUUCACCGAUGAACCCCACCGCGCCCUCCGCGCCUGUUGGUAUCGCGGGGCAGACUGGCCGCGGUGCUAGUGUGGUGAAAGGACUGCAGUUUCCGGGUUGCCACGACGCGAAAUACUGUCGUCUGGUGCUGCACCGCUCCAAGCUUCUCAUGAAACCGGUGCUGAAACACAAAAUCGACAAUAUUAAGCGUAUGGCAGCGCAUCCUUCACAACCCUUGUACCUGACGGGCGGCGCGGACGGGUCGGUGCAGCUGUGGGAGUGGGGCCACCCGUACUGCGUGUGGUCGCCGCGCGCGCCGGGCGCGUUCGCGAAGGUGACGCGCGUGCGCUUCUCGGACUACGGCAACAAGUUCGCGGCGUCCGACGCGGACGGCAACCUGGCCAUGUGGCAGCUGCAGCCCGCGCCCAAGGGCAGCGCGCAGCCGCAAGCCCCGCCACGCCCCUUCUUUACUCAUCAGUGUCAUAGCAAAGGAAUAAGCGACUUCGUAUUUUUGGGUUCCUGUAGUUUAGUUGCAACAGCGGGUCACAGUUCCGAAAGUAAAAACGUUGCCAUUUGGGAUACGUUAAUGCCUAUCAAGAAAGCUUUAGUAGUUUCGUGGACGUGCCACGAGGGCGGCGCGUCGUGCGUGUCGUGGGCGGGCGGCAGCGGCGCGCUGGUGUCGUGCGGGCGGCGCGGCGACGUGCUGGUGUGGGACCUGCGCGCGCGCGCCCCGCGCCACAAGCUGCACGCGCACCACGCGCCCAUCAAGUGCGUCGCGCUCUCGCCGCACGAGGACCAGUACGCGAUCGGCGCGGCCGACGGCGACAUCAAGGUGUUCUCCCUGGCGACGCACCAGUUGUUGCACACGUUUGCGGGUGAACACGCCCGGAGUUCAUUCUUCAAACACAUCGGACAAGGCGUCACGCAAAUAUAUAUUGACAACGGCGGGCGGCUGUUCUCGUGCGGCGCGGACGGCACGAUGAAGGUGCGGCGCCUGCCCGACCGCGACGCGCACCCGCCGCACUACGCGCACUGACCACACACGGUGAACGAGCCAGCGGCAGUAGAGUGGGGUUAGCGAAGGCGGGCCCGGCCCGAUGUGAUCGUUGUAUUUAUCUUGUUGUUGUUCGUGUUACGAGUAUUGAUUGUACGCCCCUAGACUAGUCACUGAGUAGCCCAUGUUGUAUCUUAUAGUCUAAUUGAUUGAUCACUAUGAAUCUUUAGUUCAAAUAUAUACGCUAUUUUUAUUUAAACCUCUCCUAGACGAGGUAUAGGAAUUAUUUAUUCACACUAGCCGAAGAGGUGCGCGGCGGCUGUCGGCCUAACGGAGUGUGACGUUGAAACGAACCAGAGUGUUGUUCGAGUGCAAUAAUCCCUCGCUGUCUUAUGAAUCGCCUACGUCGAUGCCUUCACAGUUACAAUCUAUAAGAAAUUAAGCUUACGAGUGCUCGCACUCAUACUAUAACAUGUUGACGCAUAAUAAAUAAUUAACAUAUUAUAUUUCUAUUUGUCGUCGUGGCUUAGUAUGUGUAAUGUUGUAUUAAAAUAAUUAUUCUUAUAAUCACUAUAUAUCAAAUAUUGUGAUUCACUAAUUACUAACAUCUCAUUGGCGUUCUAUUCUUACAUUCUUUAAUAUUAUAUCACCUUAGGUGUAAGUGUUUCUCCCUAUAUAUUAUGUAUAUUUGAAUAUUGUUCAUGAAUCGUCCAAUUUGUUUUGAGAGCAAUAUUUUCCGCGAUAAAGAAAUCAUAGCAAUAACGUUGAAGAUACUAACAGCUUUGUAUGCCUUGGCAAACAGUAUUAUAAGACAUGUAAAUGAAGGCUGCGAAAUUAUUCUUAAAAUAUAUUUUUAAAAUGAAAUGGUAUUUUUAUGUAUGUUGUGUUGUGAUAUAACUGACGACCUCGGCGUUAGUCUCGCAUUUUAUUCCAAUAAAAUUAUGAAAUUAUUUUAUAUGUAAACUUUUCGGAACUAAUUUCCUUAUUUAGCAAAUCUUUAUUUUUUAUUAUCUUAUUUUAUUAGUUUUACUUUGAACUGUAUUACUGGAAUCACAAUUUAAUUGUACGCCGUUGUGUAUGAAACUACUUCACAUCAUUCUAUUAACAAAGCGUCAUAGUCCAAUUAAUGUGCUCUUAGUGCUGUCAAAAGACAAUUUCCUUAGAUGAUUUCGUUGUUUUUAUUUGGUUAUUUAAUUGUAAUACUUUAGGUUAAUAUUAUUUAGUCACCAAAGUGUAUGCGUACGUAAACAAUAAUAAUAAACAUAUUGAAACAAGUUACCAAACUCUAGAAUGUAUUAAAAAUUCGCACAAUGAAGUAUUUGUACACACUAUUGCUUGUGUGUCACAUCAAAAUGUUUCCUUGCUAUUCACAAAUAUUUAUUCUGCAAUUUUAGACAAACAUUUAGCGUAUUAUUUUACUAUCGUUAAAGUACCUUACCCGAUGGUACAUUAUUAAUUUAUCUUCAUCGUAAUACAAUUUUACUUUGUUAUUAAUUUGUGUUUUUAUACCUUACCUCUUACUAGUACAUUUUGUGAUACAUGUUUCAACAAUAAUUUAUCCAUCCAAGUAUAAAGUGUGUACAUAAUUUCUACAUCACUUGUAACUUUAAAUAGAUAUUCAAUAUUAAAGUAUAUCAUAAAGUCAGUUAUAAAGAGUAACAAAUUUCAAAUAUCGAGCCUGUGUUAUUAUAAUUAAAUUGUGGACAUUGUAUUUGA
Molecule: messenger RNA, 11496 nt
Organism: Colias croceus (clouded yellow)
Lineage: Eukaryota; Metazoa; Arthropoda; Insecta; Lepidoptera; Pieridae
Gene: Rbcn-3A
Product: dmX-like protein 2
Exons: 63
Coding region: 184-9822 (3212 amino acids)
Biological process (GO): vacuolar acidification
Cellular component (GO): RAVE complex
Molecular function (GO): protein binding
Source: RefSeq, a predicted model, not a curated record